Belonocnema kinseyi is the source of this 4647-nucleotide messenger RNA. RefSeq names its product protein kintoun (gene Nop17l). The record is from RefSeq and is a predicted model, not a curated record. Gene Ontology annotation, cellular component: cytoplasm. Gene Ontology annotation, biological process: axonemal dynein complex assembly. The transcript is spliced from 4 exons. Lineage: Eukaryota; Metazoa; Arthropoda; Insecta; Hymenoptera; Cynipidae. The coding region runs from base 67 to 2625 and encodes 852 amino acids.
UGCACACUGGCGCACGAAUCGAAUUUUAUUUGUAAACAAGUAGUAGUUUCCAUACAACUUCGGAAGAUGGACGCUUGUGGUCAAAGAAAAAACGAGUGGGAUGAUUUAGAAGUUACCCGAACGGAAUUGAAAGACCUAACAGAAUGCCUUAAAAAGGACGAAUUCCGCAAGUUAUUAAUUGAAUACGCCGAGGAUGUGAGCGACCCGGAAAAUAAGAAACGCUAUCAAAAGGAGAUCACGCAGUUAGAGAAGGAACGGGGCGUCGACGUUACGUUCGUUAACCCCGAACCGGGUUACGUCAUAAAAACAAGCGUGAACGGUGAAAAAAAAUGUUUUCUAAAUAUUAGCCAAAGCAAUAUCGUCAAUAAACCCAGCAGUCAACCAUCCCACGAUGAAGGACAUCGAGGAUUACAAUGGUCGAUUCCCUAUUCCCUCACACCACCUAGAGACGACCUCGAUAAAAAAAAUGUCCGCUGCGUCGUUUUCGACGUUGUUUUCCAUCCCGACACAUUAUAUCUUGCAUCGAAAAAUCCAAGAUUCAGAGACAUUGUUAAUAACACGGCCAUGGACGGCGUGGAAAAUAAUUUUAAGGUGAAGCUUGAUCGCAAGAACUUCAAGUUCCCGAAGAUGAAUUUCAAGGGUUCGUCUCAGCCCACGGUGAUCCGGAAACCCGCUGAGAACCCAAUCAAAGAGCCUUUGGACAUAGAGCCAGAAAUUUACCAGAAAAUAAUUUCUAGUUAUGACAAUUGUCGCGAGCAACAGUCAAAGAAGAGGUUUGAGGAGAAGGCGAAACGAGCUGCACCAAAGUCUACUUAUUAUCAUAACAGCGAGAAGUCGGAAGUUUCAGAGUCAAAAUACGCGACUCCAAAGUACGUGAUAACCCAUCAAAGCGACCUGGAGCUAGAGGAAUUCAGGUACAGCAAAGACGCGAAGAUACAUUCCGCGAUUCCAAAAAGGCUAGUCGUCGUGAUUGACAUGCCUUUACUCAAAUCUGCCAAUGAUGCAACCCUGGACGUUCUCGAACGCUCUCUAACCCUGAAAAGCGAGAAGCCUGCGAAGUAUCUUUUGGAAUUGCCUCUCCCUUAUUCUGUGGACGGUGACAGCGGAAACGCGAAAUUCGACUCAAAGUACAAGAAACUAACCAUUACAUUGCCUGUGAUUCGUAGGAAUUUAACUUUGGGCGACCCACGAGAAGACAGCGGGGUUGAUACUGAUCACAGCAGUCCUCUCAGGGAUGAAGACGAUUCUAGGGAUAGUUUCGAACAUAUUGAUAAUGUGAGCACUGAAACCGAUUCUUCGAAAGAUUCAGAUUCGUCGAGGCCUUUGAUCGUUGAGUUAAAUGGCGAAAGUGAAGUGCAAGUUAGCGAAUGCGAAGAUACGGCUUUACGGACUAAAGCAAGUGCGGAGUUAGCGAAUCAUUUCAUGAACCCGAAUAUCAAGUAUUCUAUUCCAGCAUUUACCUGUAACGUAUACGAUAAUAUUCUCGCGAUCACGAUUCAUGUCAAGAACGUGGAUUCGGAAUCGAUUUGCCAGAAGUCCCUAGAUGGCAACUCUGGCAUUCACGUCUUGUUAACUUCAGUGGGCGCGGGUUUCUUUCCAGUUUACUAUUCCAUUUGUAUUAAGAUAAGUGAAGAUUCGGUUGAUCCGAAUUCCCUUACAGUCGAACCGUGGGACAACAACGUCGUUAUUACAGUCGCCUUAAAGAGUACGGAUCUUAGGAGGUACUAUGUCGGACUUGAUGAGGAGUUUAUGGAAACAAAGGAGUUUUCUUCGGCGAUCUCUGUCAAGAAUAAACUGCAAGAACUUAUGGAGGAGCCGGAGGAAGAGACUGAUAAACAGAUUGAUGUUGUGCGGAAUGGUGAUGAAAUCGUCGUGAAUAUUCGGUCGAAUCAGAUGGAUACAGAUGAUGAAGAAGAGCAUGAAUCACAGCAAUUGUCUCCUGCCCAGCAAGAAAGGAAACGUAUUUCAGAUCAGAGCAGGUCCAUUUCGGAAAGUAGUGGCGACGAAUUGCCGAGUAGUAAUGGCAGCACUUAUAGAUCGAAAGGAAUUUUAAAAUCGCGGAGGAGCCAAUUUUCCCGAUCCGUUUCUGAAUCUAGUAUCGAUGACAGUUCUGCCUUGGCAUCUUCGGUUAAUUUGCAAUACGAUUCUGUCCCAGAAAUUAACUCGGAAUCUGAAAGUUCCAGUUUGAAGAAGACCGUCAGAUUCAACGAUGUCGUCUCUCGCCAAUUGUACAGAUCGAAUUCCAGUAUUUUGGGUCAGCGGAAAAAGAACCAGCGAAAACUGAAAAACAAAAAACGAGCUCACGAUCGCAGGAUGAGCGAAAGUGAAAAUUCAGAAACUGAUGAUCGCGAUAAGUUCAAAGUCGAGGCAAAAAAUGCACCAGAGUCUGAUCAAUCAGAUGCGGUGAGACCUAUACUGAACUUCAAUAAAACACCAGAAAAUCAUAAAACUGACUAUAUCGACAUUGAGAGUUUGCGAAACAAUAGUACAAAUUCAUCACAUAAGCGUAAAUCUAACAAGCAAAAGCGAAGCGAAGUUGCGGUUGAAGAUAGAAAAGAGACUGAAAGUGGCGACGAAGUCCACGCAGAAUUUAAAAACGAUCUGAUUUUCGAUCUGGACAUAUAAAGUUCAUACGAAAAUGCAGUUAUCUUAUAUGUGAUGGCCUUUCUAGUUUUAUGGAAUAGGUCUUUCGCCCUUAGUUCGUUUAUUACAGUUCGUGUAUCGUCCACUUCGAGUGGGAUAAUAUUUUUUAUGGUAAAGCAAGUUUGAGAUGUUUCAAUAAUAUGGAUAGCGAACAUCAUAGAUUUUCAAGAGUUUUCUUUCCGGAGAGUUAAUUGCCGAUAGCUUAGAUUUUUGAAAUGUUUUUGACUCUCGAGGUCUUCAAUAAUCGCAGGUAUCCGUAGUUUAAAAGGCCAAGUUUUUUUCGACUCUUUAAAUUCAUCUUCAAUUCAGUUAACCAAUGGAGGUCAAUAACAUGUACUAUUGAAUUCUCCUAGGAAAUUUAAUCAGACGCAGAAAACCUGGCUCGUAUCGGUUUAUGGGUACACUUUAGCUUCGUUCUUUCCCUAUUCUCACUUAAAUAAGUAUACGCGUAACCAUGAUAGAACUGAAUCCUUCGUACUCUAAAAUGCACCAGGAAGGAAUUUUUUAUAGACUGAGAAGUUGAUUUUGAUUCUUAAAAGUUUGGCAUGCUGUGCGAUCGCUAAAACAAAAUACAAAAAUCGCUAGAGUAAGAUAUCGCUAAUAAUAAGAAAAGUGAAUCAGAUUAUUAGUGCAUCCCCGACGUCAAAUGCUUUCAAAUUUUUGGAAAAGGCGUCUGCUUCCAAGACUGCACUUCCACAUACAUAUAGUUCAUUUUAUUACCUGUUUUGCAGUCCACAUUAUGUUAGGUCGUUGAAAGUUAAUCUUGCAGAGAAAUAUAGAUAAAACAUUGUCAAUUGAUUGAUCAUUUGUUUUGACGUACUUGUAUAUCGGUUGCUCGCGUAUCGAUUCACUCAAAUUAAGAUUUAAAAAGUUUUUACGGGAUUCAAUCGAAAUUUUAUUAAGUGUAGGCCACAUUGAGCGAGAACAUUAUUAAUCGUGUAUAUGAAUCUUUUUAUUCGGUCGUUGAGAUUCACGGAAACGAAAAUGUUCCAGUUUUAUAUAAGCCUUUCAGAGAUUUAAACAUCAAAUCAUGAGGUAAAGAUAGUAACUCAGGGCAGAAAAGAGAACUUAAAAUUAACAUUACUUUUUUCAAUCUUUGCUGAAAAUUAAUUUCCUUGACUCGCAUAAUGAAAGAUUUUUUGUUUAAAUUAUUAAUGAAUUGUUUUUUGCAAUUCAUCUUUAGAGAAUAUUGCAAUUAUGUAGUUUUUUUUAUGCUGUUGAAAAUUAUUUCGAUAGAUUUUUGUAUUCUUUUUUGUUAUUUACCUACUGUUGUAAUUAUUUUUUUGUAAUUGUAUAUGAGAACUUCUGUAUUUUAUAUUCUUUUUAUAUUCUGUACACCACUUUCGAGACAUAUUUAAGGAACUUCUUGCAAUUCACAGAAGUCAAUAUUUUAUUCGGACGUGUACAAUUUUGUUUUAAACCAUAUAUAAUCUUUCAUUUUACGAGAAGGAGCGAAGUGAUUGGAUGGAAAUGAAAUUUUAAUUGCGACAAUGAUCGAUUGAUUUUAAUCUAUACUAAGAAUAACGCACUGUUUGUCAGAAAGCACUAGAUUGAUAAAAUUGAAUUGUAUAUUAUAUAAAUCGAAAUUUGCAAUAAUUGUACAGUUUAAACAGUUUUUGUACAUAUUUGCAAGCAUAUCAAAAUUGAGCGCCGAUGACACCGUGAAAUAGUAAUUAGCCAGUGCAAAAAAAAUCUUAUACCCAUUUUUAAUACGAAACAGUUGGACAAAUAAAUGAAUUCGGUCAGUUUUCAGUUUAAAUUCAAUGUUUGGUUCUGUCAUUGAUUACAAAUUCAAAAAUUAUUCACUAAGAAAUCAGAAUUUUUUUUCUAGAAUUUGCAUUAAUUUUUUCGAACAUAGAAUUAUUUGUCCAACUUUAUAUGCAGAGAAAUUAUUUAGACGGGUACGCUUGGGAACGAUCUCCCUAAAUAAAAUUUCUUUUCCACUGUAAUAAAGCGUCGCACAAUAAUGAUGCUGCCAAAAUAAACUUGUAAACUACACACUGA